This is a messenger RNA of Drosophila miranda, 469 nucleotides long. RefSeq names its product prolyl 4-hydroxylase subunit alpha-1-like. The transcript has 4 exons. The record is from RefSeq and is a predicted model, not a curated record. Lineage: Eukaryota; Metazoa; Arthropoda; Insecta; Diptera; Drosophilidae. Gene Ontology annotation, biological process: peptidyl-proline hydroxylation to 4-hydroxy-L-proline. Gene Ontology annotation, molecular function: L-ascorbic acid binding; procollagen-proline 4-dioxygenase activity; iron ion binding. The coding region runs from base 64 to 429 and encodes 121 amino acids. Gene Ontology annotation, cellular component: endoplasmic reticulum.
GCGACACAAAAAGCAGAUCAGGUGCUUUGGGAUGUCACGGGCCUAAAUCUUAGCAACUCUGAAAUGUUCCAGGUCAAUAACUAUGGGAUUGGAGGAUCGUUUAUGCGCCACAGUGACCUUUUGCAACUCGAAAGAAAUUAUCUGGUGAGAGAACGCAUUGCCACGGCCAUAUUUUACCUAAGCGAUGUGCCCCAGGGCGGCGCCACCUUGUUCACAGAGCUGAAUGUGACCAUAUUCCCCCAGGCAGGAACUGUUCUUUUCUGGUACAACCUGGCCCAUUCCGGAGAUCACGAUAUGAGAACACGCCACACAGGUUGCCCCGUCAUCGUGGGUUCCAAGUGGAUGAUGACCCGCUGGAUAUAUGACGAUGGUCAGGCGUUCACCAAGCCCUGCCACACGAAACUAAAAAGCCCCAUGGUUAUGGCCUAAGCGGAGAUAAUGUGCCAAUAAAUUGGAUUACUCUACAAAA